UUGCAAGCUGUACUCGUAACGGAAGCUAACGGCAUACUUGUACACAUUCUGCCCGCUCAGCCAUUGCUAAACGGUGCAAUAACAAUAGCAACAACAAUAAAAACACGAAGAAGUAGAAGUAGUGCGGCAGGAAGAAGGCGGCUUUAGGUACUCGUCAAAAGUGCGUGCAGUUUGUCAAUCAGAAUCAGAGCAGAAUAAGAAUAAAAAUAAUCACAAUAACCAUCGGAUGAAUCGUAAAUAGCCGCCGCCGCUGUUCAAGCCACUUGAGAUUGAGAUUCGUGGGUGCGCGUCUGCGUGUAUCUGCGUUUGUAUAAGUGCGUGCGUGAGUUUGCCGCAAAAGUUUAUAAUCGUAGCGUGCGUAUACUCGUAUAUGCCUCUUUAUCCUUGAAAACGCAAUUGUGCGCUUGAAAAAUGUCUGGCUGGCAUUUCUGCCGCAAGUGAAAGGCAGCAACAAGGCGAAAAAAUUUGCAACACCGUUUCGCUCACUCUGUGUACGUGCAUAUAUGUAUGUGAAUGUGUACUCGUAUGUGUGCUCGUGUGUUUUUGUUUGUUCAACAGUCGCAAAUGUCCUCACUCAACACAUUGUCAGGACAACUGUGAACGCCUGUGUGAGCGCCAACUAAAACGUCGACGACGAAAAACAAUAGUCCACACAAGUGAUGAAGGAAAGUGAAAGCACAACCCACUCAACUCAACUCAACCAAACCAAACUAAACUUAACUAAGCUAAGCCAAGCUAUAUCUAACUGAACUGAACUGAACUGAACUCGAGUCAGUCGGACAACCAACCGGAAAACUACGCAGAACGGAACGGAAGCAAAAAAGCAUAAUCAACGCAAAAAACUGCGAGCUUGUGUGGAAGUCUUCAAUAACCACGAUUAGAAGCGGCUGUCACCAAACACCUUAACCUGUACCAAGAAUCUGCUGUCGAUUCACGCAGCAGUAACGAGGGAUUUUCUGUGCAAGGAGCCGGGAAGAAACAAUUCAUCAUCUCUGUGUUGCUGUCCAUUGUAGUUGUUGCCAUUGAGGAAGAAAAGAAAACAAAGCAAAAACAUCGCUACAACAAAUUGAAUGUAAUUUCAUAAAAAGCGAGUGUUAAUUUUUUGCCAUUGAAGCUUCCUUGCUGGGCAACAGUGGCAACAAUAUAUAGCUUAAUGUGCUUAUGCGCAUUGACAUGAAAAAUGAUGGAGAGCCUGCAUACAACAAUGGCUGGGCACAGGCAGACAGCGGAUACAAGGAGCGCCAACAAACUAGCUAACUUAUAGAGGGAGAGAGGGAAAAAAAUAACACCAACGUAGUGGAAACUACACGCAUUGCUAGACACUCACCCGCACAACCAUAAACUCAUUGUCGCAUUGUUGGCGCGUGUGUGGAGCAAGGCACGGAAAGCGUAAGAGUUAGAGUAAGAGUAGCAUUGACAAGCGGCAACAAAGGGAAGCUGAGUAGCAGCAACAACAUCAAGUCACAGUAGCAGUGGCAGGAGCAGUACAAGAACGCUGCACAUCGAAGUAGCACCAUUUAUCAGCGCAUCAAGCCAUACACACACACUAACCCCAGAGGCAGCCGGCAUAUGCGUGUGUGUGUGUGGGUGUGUGUAUGUGUGCACAAGGCAGGCCGUGCUUUUGUGUCGCCAUAGUUGAAAGCAUAGAACGCGUUCAUUCAAAAACCCAUUAGCCCUAAUAAGCGUAACAACAACAGCAGCAGUAGCAGCAGAAGCAGCAGAAGAAGAGAAAGAAGCCACAGCUUCGUUGUUUUCCUUUGAUUGUCAUUGAAGUAACACGAAAAGAUUGCCACAAAUGUUGCCGCCACGACUGCGAUUGCGUAUACCAAUGCAUUUCAUGGAACUGCGCCUCAUUUUACUCUGCCUGCCAACACUAUUGCUGGCGACCACAUUGGAGCCAGAUCAAAAGUCAAUACUCACAGAUAACGAUUGGAAAAAACUAUGGAUGCGCGGCGGUAUAAAUCCCGAUUCAAAAUUGGAUAAUAAUCUCGACUCCAGCGACAGUCCAAUGUUCGAGGACAGCGAGCUGAUGGCGCACAAUACAACAGUCCAGUUGGGUGGCACCGCCUUUCUCGUCUGCAAGGUCUCCGGAGUGGAUAGAGUGGGUGUAAAUUGGAAUCAAAUUUCUUGGAUACGCCGACGGGACUGGCACAUAUUGUCCUCGGGCGCCCAGUUAUAUACAAACGAUGAGCGUUUUGCGAUAUUACACACUCCCGGCUCCAACAUGUGGACGCUACAGAUAAAGUUUGUGCAGCGUCGGGAUCACGGCAUGUACGAGUGUCAGGUCUCUACACCAACUGGCAUCAUCUCGCACUUUGUGAAUCUGCAAGUGGUUGUGCCAGAGGCCUUCAUACUCGGCUCCGGCGAACUGCAUGUCGACAUGGGCUCAACAAUCAAUUUAGUUUGCAUUAUUGAAAAGAGCCCCACACCACCGCAAUAUGUGUAUUGGCAGAAGAACGAUCGGCUCAUCAACUACUACGACUCCAGGCGGGACAUUUCAAUUGAGACCACACCGGGUCCGCGCACACAGAGCCGUUUGAUCAUUCGCGAGCCGCAAAUCACAGACUCCGGUAAUUAUACCUGUUCAGCCAGCAACACGGAACCAGCGAGCAUUUAUGUGUUCGUCUCAAAAGGCGACAAUAUGGCGGCUAUCUCACGUCGCAAAACCUCCUCGGCUGAUCGCAUUACGCACAUAUUUAGGUCGAUGCUGGCGCCCUGUGUUUUGCUGAAUACGGUCGUUGUAAGACGCAUUUUCUUGACUUAAGACUUUUAAAUGAUAUGCAAACAAAACAAAAAGGUACAUAAAUAAAUAAAAAUAAAAUAAAUGAAACCACAUUACAGCGCAAGCAAAACGGAAUAUAGUAAAAUAUGAAGAUGAAUCCUAUUUAAGCUAUUUGAAUGUUAGUAAUAAAUGAAUGCAACAAAGGAGGAAGUUAAUAAGAUAUGCAUAAAGUAAACCAAACAAGACAAAACAAAAGGUAAUAGUGUAAUUCAUAAACUAAGUCUGCAUUCAAUUGUAUAAAUAAUUUAAAUGAUAACUCACAGCUAUGUGUGUAUGUAUGCAAGGCAUUUACAUCAAUUUAAGAUAAGUCGUCUAAGUUUAGUUGAUUUAUUUUCCAUAAGCCCAUAAAUGUGUAUAGUAUGUUAUAACGGUUUUUAAAUAUAUUACAAAUCCAUGUAUCUGCCAACGAGAUGCAUUAGUUAAAGUACCACAGUUUAAAGUAAAAGGAUCAUUGUGCGUAAAAUAUGUAUGUCUGAAACCGAUGCCAUUGUCAUUUCCUUAAUUGCAUUUAUAGUUUUGCAUUUUGCAUUUGCCUUGCCAAGCCAAAAGUUGGCUCUAAAUUCUGUUUGAUUUCCAGUUGGGCCCACACAAAAGCUUACUUCGUUUUUAAUUAACUGGGUAUAUGCGAAGCAUAUGAACUCGUUUUUCUUUUUAAUUGAACAUUCUGUCCAAAUAUCGUUCAGUAUUUCUUUCAGUUAUGUCCCACUUUUCCACUCCUUUGUAUUCUUCUCCAAUAGGCCGCCACACUUUUAUGGCUAACUCACACAUUGAUUAAACACUCAUAAAAACAAAACGAUGUCAUAAAAUACAAUCUGCAUAAGUAGCCAAUUUCA
Messenger RNA from Scaptodrosophila lebanonensis, 3615 nucleotides. RefSeq names its product zwei Ig domain protein zig-8 (gene dpr12). The transcript has 10 exons. Gene Ontology annotation, biological process: synapse organization. The coding region runs from base 1796 to 2764 and encodes 322 amino acids. NCBI's taxonomy places the organism in Eukaryota, Metazoa, Arthropoda, Insecta, Diptera, Drosophilidae. Gene Ontology annotation, cellular component: neuron projection membrane. The record is from RefSeq and is a predicted model, not a curated record.